AUGAGGAAAUUCGAUCCAUGGCCCGUUUUCUUCAGGAGGGAAUGGAACCGUAACUGGCCAUUCCUAGUCGGCUUUGCCAUCACCGGCACCAUCAUCACCAAGCUUUCCCUUGGCCUUACUGAGGAAGAUGCGAAGAACUCGCCCUUCGUCCAGAGGCACAAGAGAGGAAGAUGCGAAGAACUCGCCCUUCGUCCAGAGGCACAAGAGGUUAGAAAAGUGCAAGCGUUGGUUUUGCUUAAGGACUUCCCCAAACAAGGAAAAAAUAUUAAUAGCAAUGGUGAUAUCACCAACCAUAAUGUAUAA
Messenger RNA from Ilex paraguariensis (yerba mate), 303 nucleotides. The record is from the annotation of a GenBank genome assembly. NCBI's taxonomy places the organism in Eukaryota, Viridiplantae, Streptophyta, Magnoliopsida, Aquifoliales, Aquifoliaceae.